Molecule: messenger RNA, 3893 nt
Organism: Cottoperca gobio
Lineage: Eukaryota; Metazoa; Chordata; Actinopteri; Perciformes; Bovichtidae
Gene: gas7a
Product: growth arrest-specific 7a
Exons: 15
Coding region: 390-1652 (420 amino acids)
Biological process (GO): neuron projection morphogenesis; clathrin-dependent endocytosis; clathrin coat assembly
Cellular component (GO): plasma membrane; cytoplasm; clathrin-coated pit
Molecular function (GO): protein binding
Source: RefSeq, a predicted model, not a curated record
GGAAACAUUAAACUGCCGUCGCCUUGAACUGGGGAUUAUCUUCAACAAAACGCGUUUAAAAGUCUGUCUUUCGAAGAAAAACGUCACAAUAAAUACCUCGCUGCCCACAAACUGAGGGAUGUUGUUAUAAAAUAACCUUCUGGUAAAAAAAGGAAUCUAAUUCACCGUGGAUUCCGUCUCCGGGACAACAUGGCUAACUGCUAGCUUGUCAGAGAAGGCGGCUUUUCUUGUGCUUUCCGUGCUUUAUUAUUCUUAAAGGAUGGCACCUGCUCAGGAAAAGGCUUUCAGGAUCUCAAACUUCUUUCUGGGAGGAUUACCAAGCAUGAAAGCAGCAGAAUAACAAGUGACUGCUUGACGGACACAGUUCUGCAGCACAACAGCGUAGCAGCAUGAAACCAGCGCUGGUGAGCUCUGCUGCUCCCAGAGAGGAGCCUGACAUCCGGCCUCUCCCCCCAGGAUGGAGGAGCUACAUAUCCCCCGAGGGACUCUGGUACUACGUCAACAGCUGCAGUAAAGAAACAACAUGGCGACGUCCCUCCUUGUCAGCUGAGGCCCCACAGAGAGCGCUGGCACGACACACCUCCUCACCAUAUGCCAACGGAAGCCACAGUGGUACAAAGACCAGUCCGCCCCCAGAGGCCGCUGAUGUUGCUCUGAGGAAACCCUCCAUCAACAAACAGCCCCCCGGCUCUGUUUCGCCGGCCAAGAGGCAGAUCAAGGAGGUCAAGGAGACCAAGAUCACGAUCAACUGUGUGACCUUCCCUCUGCCUGGAGAAGGUCCGGAGCAGCAGCUCCUGAAGCCCAACGAAUGGAGCUACUGCGAUUACUUCUGGACCGACAAGAAAGACCCCCAGGGGACAACCUCGGUGGCGGGGUUCGAGGUCCUUCUGCAGAAGCAGCUGAAGGGAAAACAGAUGCAGAAAGAGAUGUCUGAGUUCAUCCACGAGAGGAUAAAGAUUGAAGAAGAAUACGCCAAGAACCUCUCCAAGCUGUCUCUGAGCCCCCUGGCAGCGCAGGAGGAAGGGACUCUGGGAGAAGCCUGGACGCAGCUGAAGAAGAGUCUUCACGACGAGGCUGAAGUUCACCUCAAGUUCUCCAACAAGCUCCACACUGAGGUAGAGAAACCCCUGCUGACGUUCAGAUGCGACAACUUCAAGAAGGACCUGAAAAAGUACGACCAUCACAUCGCCGACCUCAGGAAGCAGCUGGCGAGUCGCUACGCAAGCGUGGAGAAGUCCCGUAAAGCCCUGGCAGACCGGCAGAAAGAUCUGGAGGUGAAGACUCAGCAGUUGGAGAUCAAACUCAGCAACAAGACGGAGGAGGACAUCAAGAAGGCUCGGCGGAAAUCCACACAAGCAGGAGACGACCUGAUGCGCUGCGUGGAUCUGUACAACCAAACCCAGUGCAAGUGGUUUGAAGAAAUGGUCACCACGAGCAUGGAGCUGGAGAAACUGGAGGGCGACCGGAUCGAGUGGAUUCAGCAGCAUUUACGUCAGUACACGACUCUGCGGCACGAGACGGACAUGUUCAAUCAGAGUAUGGUGGAGCCGGUGGACCAGCUGCUGCAGAACGUGGAUCCAGCCAAAGACAGAGAGCUGUGGGUGAAGGAGAAUAACACCGGCGAUGUGCGACCCGUGGACAUGGACAUAUAAACCAUAUCAAGCAUCCUCCAGUAUUAUAAGAGAACACUUGUGAUGACAGGGAUGCAGGGACGCUGCAUGUUCAGACUGCUGAGCUCUGCUCAUCCUCUGACUGGAGUCACAGGAGGAAACAACGCAGUCAGGAAACAAAACUGGAUCAAAGUACCGGCAUGUUCCUUCUAAAUUAUAACCCUCUCAUAAUCAACAUUAGCUUAUUGAAUGCCAUUUAACAUAUUAUGCUGUUUACCUGUUGUAAAGUGGACACUAUUAGAAAAAAAUUAUGUAUUUUGAAUCAUUUAGUUUAGCUUCAAUUUACACCUUUCACAGUUUGAGUGAACCAAACAAAAACUAAAAAACCGUCUGAUUAUUGAUAUUACCUUUAUUUUAGAUACGGAUAUUGAAGCAUAUUGAGAUCUUGGACUGAAUAUGAUAUAUUUUCAUAUUUUGCUGGUUCAUUUUGGUGGAAAUGCAUGUUUUGAAUAUCUUGCUUUUUUCUGUAUAUGGAGAGCUGCACAAUUUGUGGAACCAUGAUCUUUGGUGUAGUUCAGUGACUUUACAGAAGGUCUUCUGCAUCUCGUACGUGACAGAAUUCAGGAGCUUUCUCACACAAAAUAACAAGAAUUAAGUGUACAGCGUUAAUAUCCAGUAACCUCAAUUGUUUAAAAAAGCAGCCACAUGCAGUGUUUAGGAAAGUGAUUUUGAUUAAGUCAAACUAGGCCAGGGUCUAUAUUGGAUCAGUCCGGAGGAAAAAGGUGGUCCAAGUUACACUGAAACACCUUUUAGUGCCUAACGGUUAUAUACCUGGAAUGUCCUUGACAUAUUCUGCUCUACUGCAUCAGUGUACAUUUGUACAUAAAGGCUACAUGUAUUUUGCUGUCCGAUGUUUAACGGGCCCAAAUGAUCUUUGAGGCCGAUGAGGUGUUUGUACUGUACAAUGUUGUCUUUUAUUUUUGGUUAAUAUACAAAGAAUAUCUUUACGAUGGUGGUUGAAAGCAGAAAAUUCAAGAAAUUAGAAGUAGGACGGCGUACAAGGGCCCUUGUAGGUAAACGUUUUUUAUAGCCGGGGAAGGGCGGGAAUAUUCAGAGCAAAAAGAAUAAAGUCGUACAUUUCCGAGAAAAAACUUAAAUAUUGAGAUUUGGUUUCAACUUUAAUCUCAGAGAAUUUCAGGGUUUUUCUUGCAAAUGUUCAACUUUAAUGUCUGAGAAUAUCCCAAAAAUGUUCUUUUAAAUUUACAUCCAAAUCGUAAAUUUAUAUUAAAAGAAAAAAGGAUUUAAGUCACAAAUUUACAAUUUAUUAAUGAACUUUUCUUUCUCAUAUAUUUACUACUUUAAUAUCAGAGAGUUUCUGAGAGAAGAUAUAUAUAAUAACAAAAUUAAACUGUACAUUACAUUUGAUUUGAAUUUAAGAGAAGAAAUCCAGAUUAUUCUCAGAAUCUCAAAGUUAUUUUAUUGUUAAUUUAAAUCUUGGGGAAAAAAAUGUUUCGGAAUAAUUCCCGUCUCUGUAAUUUAUUAAUUUCUUUACCGACAGAGUCCCGACUACGCCGUCGUACAAAAGAAGACAAAUGAGUGAAUUUGUGAUUUGAUUGAUUUUAAAGACGUUACUGAUCUACAGCCGGCUGACAUCCCAGUCGCCCAACUGAAAGACAUUUGAUCAGAGACUGCAUGAACAGUAUGUGUCUGUGUUUACAUGUGUCUGUCUUAGUCUUUACAUUUCUGUUGUUGUCUAUCUGCUCUAGAUUUAUCUGGAUUAUUACCUUUCUGUGGCAGUCUUAUUAAUUUCUCAAAAGCACGAAGCCAAUCAAAUAAAGAUUAAAGUCGUAAUCCUAAUCCAGCUGCCGAGCACAAGAAAAAAAUUGCUAUUAAAAAUAUAUAUAAAUGUUUACCUGCCUUACCACCAACAUUGAUGAUGCAUAAAGUGCGUUACUUUUUAUUGUGUUAAAUAAAGGAAGUCAUCUUUAUUCCAGACUUCAUGCGCAGGUUUAAAUAGCACAUCUGUUGUAGAGGUUUUAUCAGUGUGUGUCAAUGUUGUGCACUAAACGUACCAAGUUAUUAUGUUCCGACUAAAUGUUCGACAGUUUCCUGAUGACGUGACGGUUGAGUUUACUGCCCUUCUGUGAUUAACAUUUUCAUAACGUGCAUUCAGAUCCCUUUGUUCCCGAUGUUUUACGAAUGUUUGAUGACAGGUGACCUCUGUCCAGACAGUGUACUGUGGAAUGCAGUGUCCAAAAUAAAUCCCCUCUUUGAAACAUUCAA